Harmonia axyridis is the source of this 1388-nucleotide messenger RNA. RefSeq names its product borealin. Gene Ontology annotation, biological process: mitotic sister chromatid segregation. The record is from RefSeq and is a predicted model, not a curated record. Lineage: Eukaryota; Metazoa; Arthropoda; Insecta; Coleoptera; Coccinellidae. The coding region runs from base 173 to 1069 and encodes 298 amino acids. The transcript is spliced from 6 exons. Gene Ontology annotation, cellular component: chromosome, centromeric region; chromosome passenger complex; spindle midzone.
UCAUCAUUGACAUUUGUAACCGUUAUUGGAGAAAUGUCAUGUAAAUUUGAACGAGUUUCUGCUGUUAGUGUUUGAAUAAAUAAAAUUAACUUGGGAAAAGUUUGAAAAGCUGAUAUUAUUAACAUCAUAAAAGAUUGAGGUUUUCGCGUUUUUGCCUAGGUAUCCAAUUAAAAUGCCGAGGACCAGACAAGUAGUAAAAAAUCAGGAUGUAACUCACAAGGAAUCUUUACUUCCUGAAAAAAGAGAGCUUCCUGUGGAAAUGUUUCAAACCUAUAAAGAAAUAUAUGAAAAGACAAGACAAGAAUUGGUAAACCAAAAAAAAAUACAAAUUGUAAAUAUCAAGUUAAUGAUGAAACAAACAAGACUGGCAAUUCCCAUAACUGCAAGAAACAAAACUUCAAAAGAAUUGAGAGAAAAGAAAAUGAAUUGGAAUACAAUUUCUUCUUUGAAUCACUGCUCUGUUCUCAAUAGUAUAGUACACACAGAAGAUCCUUAUGUUAAGAAGAAAUCCUCAGAUGAUGGGUAUCUGACAUCUGACUCAGCAACUGAAAAUUCAGGUGGAAGGAGAAAGACUAGAUCUUCAAGCAGGACUAGAUCAUCCAGCUCAGGAUCCAAUAGAACCUCCCGAUCAAUGAUGAGGAAUAUACCAUCUGUAACUUCAACUGCAAUAAAGUCAAAUAGGAAAUCUAGGUCUGCGUCAAGGACUAACACUAUCAGUAGAAAGAUCCAGAACAAAUUCACAACUCCAAUAAAUAACAAGAAAUUAGAAAACUUCGGAAUGGUCACCCCCAAGAUGAAACCAAACACCCCCUCUGUUGUUUUGAGGCGGCCACAACAAGGAGAAAUUGCAAUUUCUCUCAGUGGAAGUCCAUUGAUGACAACUGCUAUGGUAUCAGAGACAACGGCAAAUGUUAACAUACCUCUAGCCGAUGGCAGAAUGAUUAAUAUCCAACCAAUGAGAGGUAUAAGACAAUCACAAAUUCCUGAUUUAGAUCCAGAAAUCCAAAAACAAUUAAGGACCUUGAGAGACAAUUUGGAUAAAGUUUGUCAAUAUUCCAAAAUAAAAUAGGGACAUUUUUUAAAGAUGCAGGUUUGCGAAUCUUGUGACUCAUUUUGUGUGUUCUCCACAGUUGAUUGUUAUAUAUGGUUAUCUUUGUAUGAACAUUUGUAUUAUUUUCUCAUGACGUAUUCAUUGUGUAUUUUUACCCAUUAUAAGAUUUUAAGGGAAAUGAUUGUUUUUUAUAUUUGCUGAGAGCGUUUAACAGAUUUUCCAUAAUAUAAUAGCACAAGUUUCAAUUGUACUGGAUUAGUGAUACGAAGAUCAAACCGAUAAUAUUCUGCUAACUUCAACUGGAGGUUUCACAAAGCUCAUUGGUUUCAAUUUUGAA